AUGUUCAGAAGUCUAGCAAUCAUCUCUUCUCUUAUUGUUCUUUCUGAAUCUUGUAGUGAUGCAUCUUCCAAGUAAGUUCCUCUAACUAAUUAGAAUAAUAAAUACAAAUAAAUGUUCAGUUGUGCAAAUUGGGUAGCAAAUGGUUUUUGUAAAUCUCCAAACUAUUCAUAUUCUCAAAAAAAGGCAAAUUGUGCGCAAAGUUGUGGUUAUUGUGGUACAACAUCAACAGCAUCUGGUUCAGCAACAACAGAUUGUCAAGAUAAUCAAGCAACAUGUGGAUAUUGGGCAUCAAAUGGUUUUUGUACAAAUCCAUUUUAUUCGAAAGCAUUGAAAACUCAAUAUUGUGCAAAUACUUGUAAUUUAUGUCCAACAACAGAUUCAACAACUGAUUCAACUACAACAACAGCAUGUGUUGAUAAUAUUAAAUAUUGUUCAUCUUGGGCAGCAAGAGGUUAUUGUACUAAUUCAUUUUAUACUGAUACUCAACGAAAACAAUUUUGCGCUAAAACUUGCAGCUUGUGCACAUAAUUAUUGAUUAUUUUGGGAUUAAUAAACAAUUUUCACGAAUUAAAAUCCCCACUAUUCGUCACGUCAUAGUAAUCAGCUAGCGCCGCCGCUCUAGGAACUCACCAAAAUCUUCAUUUUCAGCCAAGAAAAAAUAAAAAAGGAAAAUCACACACGUUUGAAAAAAAAGAAAGUUGUGCAAUUUUCAUAACGCAGCCGACAAAAACGGUGCAACGUCUAGCAGUUUAAUUACACCCAAUUCAUCAAAAACAAAAAACAUAGCGAAAAUUAGCGUAUCGAGAUCUGUGCGAAUGACUUUAUUUGGAAUUUUUAGGGGUCCUGGGAAGAAAGUUAGCCUCCGCUGCGAGACCAAUUCAAAUUAAAAACACACGCGCCUUUGAAACCGUACCUCUUUUUUUCACAAGAAAAAAAUAAAGAGUGUGGCAAACGAAGAGAGUGCGAGAGAUGUGUGAGAACAAAAUGUGUGCAAACACCUGUCCGCAAACACCGUUGUCGCCGCUUAUCAUGACUUCAUUGCAUGGGAAAAACGUGUGUGAAAACACAGUGAAAAAUAUUUAAAAUCUGUCGGUGGUCGAAAAUGAGAGGGGGACUAAGUUUACAAUCCAGUCCCCGUAUUUUCGCAUCCUAGUCCUUCGUAGAUCUGCUUCUGAAACUCGCGCGAGCGAUCGCUGAGCAUUUUCGUGACUGUUGAAGGUCAAAACUAAAAACCUCUAUGUUUCCGAAAAUCCAUUUUUCUCCCAUGUCUUUUGAACUUAUAUGACCUAUUGAGAUUUGUUUGAAUUAAUUAUUUUAUAAAUCGAAUAAAUUCAUAGAAAACGUGACCCUUCUCAGAAAAAUGCAUCCGGAUUAUUUAAAAUUUUCGAAAAUAGAUGCAUUAUUAUUCAAAAUUCAUGAUGAAAUAUGUCAUCCUUAUCACAUUAUUUUUACCAACGUGUUUUUCAUAUGUUAAAACUUGUGUAAGAUGCGUAAACAAUGAAGUCGCAAGAGGUUUUCCACCAUGUCAGGCUGAUACGUAUUUGUCUGAAUGUAGAACAACCGAAAUUUGUUGUAGUAAGUUAUUGUAAAUAGGAUGAGAUAGGAAUUUAAAUUUGUAAAAAGUAUGACUGAAUAGUUUUUUUUUAUUUGAAAUUUUUUUCGGCUUUUAAUUUUUGUUAAUUACUAUUUAUUCUUAUUCAAACUUAAUUAUUUUUCAGACGUUGAUGAAGUAGAAUGUUUCGAGGGACACAAAGCUGUUCCCAAAUAUGGUAAAUGUAGAAGUGAUCGAAUUGCAACUAAAAUGUUAUUCCAUAAUCAAGAAGUUUGUUGUUGUGAGUUAUUUAAUUAGGAAAACGUUGUUACCUUCUUUUUUUAAAUAAAACUUCAGCUCCAUCUGGUGCAAAAUGUUUUGGAGGAUCAAUAGAUGCGACUAUACCACCAUGCAAGUCUGAUCAGUAUUUACGUCGAAUUGAAAUAAAAAACAUAUUUUUAUCGGACAAAUUGUCACUUUGUUGUCGUAAGUAGAUAUUUGGGGGUUUAAAAGCAAGGAAUACUUUGAAUUGCAGCGGUUCCUAAACCGAAUUGUCCUGGAAAUGUUCGUCCGACUAAACAACCAUGUAAAGCAAAUCAAUAUUUGAAACAAUUUGGAGAUCAAGAUGAUGAUAUAUUUUGCUGUUGUAAGUUUUUUGAAUUUCAGCGAUUUUUAAUGAUCUUAAAAUAUUUCAGCGCUUGAUGCUGUUCAAAAAUGCCCGGAUGGAAGUAUUCCGCAUUCACCGUGUAGAGGAAACGAUUACGAACAUAUUGUAGAUGGUCACAAAUUUUGUUGUGGUCAGUUUUAUUUUUCAAACUAAAAUUCAAUCUCAAAUUUCUACUUACAGAGCUUUCUGGUUUCAAAUGUCCGCUCAACGAUAUUCCAACAAAUGCACCGUGUUCAACUGAACAAUUUCUUUUCAAAUUUGAACAGGGACCAGAAUUUUGUUGUGGUAAGUAUUAUUAAAAAAUUGGCGAAUUUGAAUCAGACCAGGAACAUGUCCGAAUCAAAAACUGCCUGAAUACCUAUACACUUUGUUUCAUUUCAGAUGAUGCAAAAUGUUUGAAUGAAAAACAUCCAACAGAUCUUCCAUGUGAUGCGAAUCAAUAUGAAAAAGAGUUUAGUGCUUCCCGAAAAGUUUGUUGUGAACUUGAAGAAUUGAAAUGUGUAGAUGGAGAAAAACCAGAAAAGCAGCCAUGUGCACCGGAAAGAUAUUUGACUAAUUUAGGAGUUGCGGAAAAUGAACAAGUUUGUUGCAGUAAGUCCAUCUAUUUUUGCCUCAAAAUAUUGAUUUUCAUAAUUUCAUUAUGGCCUAGCAAACCAACAAAUUUCUCUUGGUUUUCUCUUCCAUCUGCAUAAAAUAUUUCCUUACAGAACUUGAUGGACUGAAAUGUGUUGCUGGAGAAUCGCCAACAAAUGAGCCGUGUAAUACUGAUCAAUAUAGAACUCUUUUGGGACAUGAACAUCUUUGUUGUCGUAAGUUAAGAUCAACCAAUUAGCUGUCUAGAACUCGUUUAUUUUCAGCUAUGAAUGAUUUGAAAUGUUUGGAUGGAGAGAUACCACAAAAACAACCAUGCACUUCUGAAACAUAUUUGACUAAUUUAGGAGCAACUGAUAAUGAAGAUAUUUGUUGUAGUAAGUUCUUUUCCAAUUCCUUUUUGAAAAUCUUGAUAAUAUUUAGAACUUGAUGGAUUAAAAUGUGUUGCUGAAGAUGUUCCAACAAAUGAGCCAUGCAAAGAUGAACAAUAUAAAGAUCAUUUGGGAUUUGCUGAUGUUUGUUGUGAUUUUAAUCAACUCAAAUGUGUUAAUGAUAAAGUACCAACAAGAAAACCAUGUGAAGAUAAUCAAUAUGUUAGAAAAUUCGGGGAAAAUAAUGAAUUCUGUUGUGGUGAGUCUAGAAGUUAGGGGUUUUUGAAAAAAAAAAACAAUAAUUACAGGCACGGAAAACAUGAAAUGCCCAGAUGGAAAAGAACUUCGAACAAAACCCAAGAAUAAUGAAGAAAUCGGAAUGGAAUUGAUCAAUGGACAAAUGGUUUAUUGUGGUUGGUUUGAGAUGGUCGAGAAAAUGUCGGGAACUCGGCCAAACGCGCUCUAAUGUUUUGAAAAUUGACCGAAUUCUCGACAUUUCUCGGCCAUAUAUGUUUUGUCUAGUUUUUCAAUUGUAAAUAUAAUUUCAGAUGCAUAUUUCGAAUGUCCAAAUGGAAUUCAAUCAUUUCCCGAUCCUCAAACUUUCUCAAAUUGUGGACAAAAUGAUAGUAAUAUCAAACUUCGUCUAAAUUUUGAUGAAUUAUUCAAAAGUGCCUAUUUGUGUUGUGGUAAGAGAUUGAAAAUGAAUUCAAAUUUUAAAAAAAAUAUUCAUUUUGCAGAGGACGUGAAAAGUUGUCAAAUCACACAAUCUUCUUAUAAAUUUGUGACAAAUGAAGCAAAUGAAUAUGGAUUGACAAAAUCGCUUUUGGCAAAUCAGGAACUUUCUGGAUAUAUUCAUCAAUUUAUCAAAAAUGAUGGAAAACAGCAAUUUCUUUGUCGUAAGCUCUCUUCUCUUCUUGAAAAAUCUCCCGAAACCCGUUAUUUUCAGCAAUUCCAAUCGGAAAUAUUUGGCUGGAAAUCUUCAAACCUGCUGAAAAUCAACAAAUCCCCAAAGAAUAUUUGCCAGUCGAUUUUAUUGAUAUGAAUCAGGAGAAAAGUUUGAGACCGUGUCAGAAAAAUGUUGAUUGUAAAGGUCCGAAUCAAUUUUGUGGGGAUUAUACGAGUUUUGCGGAAGAAGAUGGGGCAAUUUUGAAAUUUUGCUAUCAAAGUGAGUUAGGUUUUGAAUUUCAAGGGGAAAAUUUAUUGUGGAGUAGUUUUUGAGCCACUUUUUGUUAAAAAACUGCUAGAAAAAUUCAUUUCUCAUGAAAAAAUCUAAUUUUUUCCAGAUCCACAAAUGCCUGACACAAAUACCUUGAAAUCAUUCCAAAUAGCUGUUGAUUCACAAGAUUCUGGUCUAAAAUUAUGUGAUUCAAAUUCGGAUUGUUUAAAAAAUGAUAGAAUUUGUUGGAAAACUGAUGAAAAAUGGAAUGGAAAAAGUGGAAUUUGUAUUGAAAGAAAACCAAUCGCAUUUAUUUAUUCAAGAAUUUUUGAAGAAAAUUCAAAUUUUCAAAAUCAUUUUUAUUUUGCGGUUGAAUUGGAAAAUGGGUGGAAAAAUCGAGAUUUAUUGAAGAAAUGUGUGAAAAAUGAGGAAUGUGAUAUUGAAAAUGGACAAUUUUGUGAUAAUAUUAUUGGAGUAAAUGGAGAAAAAGAUUUGGAGAAUAAAUAUUGUUUUAAAGGUGAGAUCUCAUCCCUUUUUAAAUAAAAAAUCUAGAAUUUUUUAGCUCUCAAAUCACCUUCACCUCUUAUAAAACCAACAAUAAUUCCCACAAUUUCUGGACUUGUUUUAUGUCAAAAUUGUCAAUUACCAUCAUUUUGUCAUCAACAAAAAGACAUGAAAUAUCUCGAUGAAAAAUCAAUUGAAAUAUCGGGAAUUUGUUGGAAUAGUCAAAAUUGUGCUGAUCAACAAACUGCAUUAUUUUUGGAACCAAAAUGUCAAAAUAAUGAAGAUUGUCGGAAACAACAAACUGAUUCGAAUUGUCAAAAUGGACAUUGUUGUCCAGAAGGUAUGAGGAUUUUUUUGGGAGAUUUGGGGAUAAAUUUGGGGCUGGACAAGCUUGGAACGCUUAAAAUUCUGAAAUUUAGAUCCCUGACAAGGGAACCUUUUUUACUCAACACUUCAAAUCAUGAUGAAAUUUUGUCCAUGGACAGCUUUUGGGGUCAUAAGAACACCUUAAAAAUUUUAGUCUCCCAAUGGACCUCUGAACCAAGUUCUGGGCUCUCAAAAGUUCAAAAAAGGCCUAAAAAUGAUCAUUAAAGUCAUCAUAGCUCCAUUUCAAAUUUUUUUUUUGGGAGAAAUGAAGUUUCAGAUAUUGAUCAGCAUAGUCGAUUACCUAAAAGUACAUCAAUAAAAAACUUUAUUUCGAAAAAUUUUGAAGUUUUUUAUUUUUGGGCUGAAAAUUCAUGAAAAUUCAUAUGUGCCCCUGCUCAUUCUUUUUUUCAAAAUCAGAAAUUUUUCUGAAAAUUCGAUUUUAUUAUGCUUUUUGGGUAAAUCGACCACGCUGAUCAUCAUCUGCUACUCAGUUUUUUAUAAAAUUGAUCGAGAAUUGAGUUAUGACGUGUUUUAUGAGCCAAUUUUGGCAAUUUUCGAACUUUUGAGAGCCCAGAACUUGGUUCAUAGGUCCAUUGGGAGACUAAAAUUUUUAGGGUGUUCUUAUGACCCCAAAAGCUGUCUAUGGACAAAAUUUCAUCAAGGUUUGAAGUGUUGAGUAAAAAAGGUUUCCUUGUGAGGGACCUAAAAUUCAAUUUCAGCCCCUAUCAUCCUGAAUUUCCCUAAUUUUCAGCCAAAAUCUCAUCAGAUGGAACAUUUUCCCAACCCAAACAUCAUUAUAUCACUCAAAGAUCGUGCAAUUCAACAUACAAUUUCCAAAUCAAUUUUCCGAAUAGUUUUUGCGACCCAAAAUCUCAAAAAUUAGUUGUAAUUGGAAAAUUCUCAAAACAUGGCGAAAAAUUGAAAUUGUCAUCGAAUUCCAAAAAAUGCGAAAGAAAUAUUGAUUGUGGAAAUGGAGAAAAUGAAGAAGUUUGUAUUUUUGAUGGAAAAAUUGAAGAAGGAAAGUGUUAUUUGAAUCCAAUGACUUAUAAAAGUCCACCUGAUGGUUUUCCAAUUAUGGUUGUCAUUAUUCCAAUUAUCAUAAUUAUAAUUAUUUUGUCCUUAAUUGGUGGUGGAUAUUUGUAUUAUAAGAAGAGAAUCAACAAAGAUGAGAAGAAUACUGGGAAAUCGAAGAAAAAUGAGAAAAAAUCAAUCUCGACUCCAAGUUCUGCCAAUACUCCUGUUUGA
Caenorhabditis angaria is the source of this 6431-nucleotide messenger RNA. The record is from the annotation of a GenBank genome assembly. NCBI's taxonomy places the organism in Eukaryota, Metazoa, Nematoda, Chromadorea, Rhabditida, Rhabditidae.